CUAACCGGUGGGGAAGCAUCUGAUAGAUUUUCAACUGUGUUCCGAGACUACAAAGUAAGCGUUCAGAACCCUGGACAGCGCCAAAGAGAGAGGACCCGCGGAUCAAUUUUCUAAAGCACAUGUUUAAAGCGAUGGUUCAAAGAAACAGUCCCCAGCUGCUUCUCCUUAUAGCCCUGUGCAGUGUGUUAUAUUCCCGGACUCUGAGUUUACCAUAUGCAUCUACGAGACCGAUGCGACACGCAGACGGUCUCUUUACAAGCGGAUACAGCAAACUUCUUGGGCAGUUAUCAGCGCGACGGUAUCUGGAAUCUUUGAUUGGGAAGCGCGUCAGUGACGACAUGAUGGAGGACCAAGUCCCAGUGAAGCGACACUCAGAUGCGAUCUUCACAGACAACUACAGCCGCUUCCGCAAACAGAUGGCCGUGAAGAAAUACCUGAACUCCGUCCUCACAGGAAAAAGAAGCCUAGAAGAUCCUCCCAGUGUUCCGGAGGAGUCCAUAAACGACCCAACGUUUCAGGAGAGCUAUGAUGACGUCAAUGUAGAUCAUCUUAUAAAUUUCCAAUUGCCACUUUGAGGGAGAGCAGUGUGUGUAUGCAAACCUCAACCAGACAUCUUCAUUGACCUGCCAUUCCAAAAAUAUUAAAAAGGACAUCUGUAACUGACAUGUGUCAGAGUCCAAUGUGGUUAUCUAUCAAGUACAUGUUUACAUUG
Osmerus eperlanus (European smelt) is the source of this 712-nucleotide messenger RNA. It is a transcript of the gene vip, whose product is annotated as vasoactive intestinal peptide. Gene Ontology annotation, molecular function: neuropeptide hormone activity; peptide hormone receptor binding. Lineage: Eukaryota; Metazoa; Chordata; Actinopteri; Osmeriformes; Osmeridae. Gene Ontology annotation, biological process: epinephrine secretion; learning or memory; positive regulation of penile erection. The transcript is spliced from 6 exons. Gene Ontology annotation, cellular component: neuron projection; extracellular region. The coding region runs from base 120 to 575 and encodes 151 amino acids. The record is from RefSeq and is a predicted model, not a curated record.